CAGUAUGUUUCUCGAGUAAAAAACCUGAGCAGUCUUCUAAACGAGAAUUAAACGACUGGCGCGUAUCCUGCCGACAGUCUUCCUUUAAUAUACGGUUGGGUUUGCGUAAUUCUUUACAUUUCCUUUAAAAUUCUGCCUGAACAUUUAAACAUGGGUCUUUUCAUUUGAAGCUGAACUUAAGGUCUUUUUGGACCUGUUUUGCUUGUUUCCAGCGCAAACACAACCUCCCAGCAUUGUCUUCGCCCACAUAGUGAUUGUGGUGCUGAUAGGCAGACGUUGGCUCUGAAAAUCUCACAUCUGUCUUCAACAUGUCUGGCCCAGGUGGGAUAUAUAAUAAUGUCUGAUCAUGCCUGUAUGAUUGUAGAGGUACAACAUUUAAUGGACUACACCCUUAAUGCUGAAAAUGUAAAGAAGCUUUAUAUGACAGUAGAAGAAGAUUUGUGUCAACAGCCCCAUUAUGUAGAGGACAGCCGAUCUGGGCCAGCACAAUAACUGUAUGUCUUACUAAUGGCUACCCAUCACCACACCAGCCUCCUUAUCCCAUGUCCCAGCCAGGUGGACACUCCAUGCCCCCCUAUCCUAUGGGAGGUUAUGUAGAACCUGGACAGGGGGCCCCAUCAGCAGGGUUCCAAGUAGGAUACCAGCCAGUUCCAGAUCAGCCAAUCAUGUAUCAGCCUGGUCCAGUUAGUCCAGCAUCUCACCAGGGCCAACCAUAUGGAGCACCUGUACCUGCACCAGUUUCGAUUCCUGCUGGAGUACCACCUGGUCUGGAGUACCUCGCUCAGAUCGAUCAGAUCCUUAUUCAUCAGAAAGUGGAGUUGUUAGAGGCAAUCAUUGGCUUUGAGACCAACAACCAGUAUGAGAUCAAGAAUAGCCUCGGUCAAAAGAUCUACUCUGCCAAAGAAAAAAAUGACUGCUGCACACGCAACUGCUGUGGUGCCCUGCGCAGCUUUGACAUGAAGAUCAAAGACAACGCCGAUCGAGAGGUCAUACGACUCAUCCGACCUUACCGUUGUGUCUCCUGUUGGUGCCCCUGCUGCCUGCAAGAGAUGGAGGUACAGGCGCCCCCGGGAACGACUGUAGGGUACGUGAAGCAGGACUGGCAUCCCUGUUAUCCAAAAUUCUCCAUCCAGGGGCCAAACAAGGAGACUGUGAUGAAGCUCGAGGGGCCCUGCUUGGCAUGUAACUGCUGUGGUGAUGUGAACUUUGAGCUCAAAGGCAAAGACGGUACUGGGAAGCCUAUCGGUCGAAUCAGUAAGCAGUGGAGCGGCCUGUUGAAGGAAGUCUUUACUGACACUGACAACUUUGGCAUCCAGUUCCCUAUGGACAUGGAUGUUAAGAUGAAGGCUGUACUCAUGGGCGCUUGCUUCCUUAUUGAUUUCAUGUUCUUUGAAAAAGUGGGAGACACAAACCAGCGCAAUACUGUAUUCUCUUAGAGCUCCUGGAAAGUUACUUUUUAAGUGACAGUUUCAACUAACUCAUCAUCUUUCAAGUCUUUUUUAAACUGAUGAAAUUCUCACAUUUUUUAGAUGACGUCUGAGUCUGGACUUCUUUUAUUUCCUGCAUUUUCUUAGGUAACCAAAGCUAUAGACAGCUGGCACUGCAGUGAAACCAACAGACACGUUCAAGGUCAUUUUUUUAGUGUUCACGUGGCCAGCAAUAUUUACAGUGACAGGCGAGGUAUCAUGAGUAACUGUUUAAUGGUGCCUUUUAAACAAUCAUAGCCUAUAAUUAUAAAUUACUAUUACAAUAGUAUAUCAACUAACAGUUAUAUCUUUUUGUUACUUUAAAUUUUUCUUUUUUUAUUGGAAAUAAAAUGUAACCUGCAACCCUA
Messenger RNA from Cyprinus carpio (common carp), 1834 nucleotides. RefSeq names its product phospholipid scramblase 1. Lineage: Eukaryota; Metazoa; Chordata; Actinopteri; Cypriniformes; Cyprinidae. The record is from RefSeq and is a predicted model, not a curated record. Gene Ontology annotation, biological process: plasma membrane phospholipid scrambling. Gene Ontology annotation, molecular function: phospholipid scramblase activity. Gene Ontology annotation, cellular component: plasma membrane.